This is a messenger RNA of Setaria italica (foxtail millet), 2360 nucleotides long. Its product is annotated as serine/threonine protein phosphatase 2A 57 kDa regulatory subunit B' theta isoform. Bases 490 to 2049 code for a protein of 519 amino acids. Gene Ontology annotation, cellular component: protein phosphatase type 2A complex. The record is from RefSeq and is a predicted model, not a curated record. Gene Ontology annotation, biological process: signal transduction. Gene Ontology annotation, molecular function: protein phosphatase regulator activity. The transcript is spliced from 3 exons. Lineage: Eukaryota; Viridiplantae; Streptophyta; Magnoliopsida; Poales; Poaceae.
GGAAUCUCCAAAGUCGAGAAGCAAGCAAGGAACUUUCCUCUCCUCUCUCUCCUCUGUCUCCAGAGAGCUCUCUUCUUCCACCGCCGCAUUCGCUGCGCCUCGUCAUCGGCGACCUCACCGCCGGCGACGGCCACGCCACAAGCCGGCCGCCAUCCCUUCCACGGAAGUCUUCUAACAUAGGGAGGCGUCGACCCUCCUCCCCCUCCUGCUGCUGCUCCUCGCCACCGCCCUCCCCUGGUUUCGAACCGGCGUGGGGGUGGAGAUCCAUCCGCCCUUGGAUCGGUUUCCUCCUUUGUUGGCUGGAGCGGCUCGAUUUGCUCGCCAAGAAUUCAGAUUUUGGAGUGACGCUUGCCUUCCUUGGCAUGACAAUGUACUAGGGUUUACUGUUCAGUAAGAGGCUAGUAGCUCUGCUACUCGGAAGCGGACAACCGUUCUCAGAAGCUCUUUGAAGCUGGUGUUGGGUGGAUUUUUACUAAUCUGGGUGAUAGCAUGAUAAAGCAAUUCCUUGGACGGCUCCCUAAGAAGCCGUCCAAAUCCGGGGAUAAGGAUCCUAUUGGCAGGCCCAGCCCCUCGGUGUCACACCCGCCAUUGGGUCCAAGAACUGCAGACAGGACUUCCAAUUCGAGUAGCCAGCCACCGGUUAUCUCCAGCUCUGGGCUCAGUUAUGGGAGUGGCAUGCAUGUCGGCAAUGCAAACUCGAGGGUGAACAUGAAUGGUGAUUCAGCCUCAUCUGCCUUUGUGUCCUUACCAAGCUUUAAGGAUGUGCCCAACUCAGAGAAACAGAGCUUGUUCAUCAAGAAGUUGAACUUGUGCUGCACCCAAUUUGACUUCACCGAUCCAACAAAGAACAUAAAGGAGAAGGAAAUAAAGAGGCAAAAUUUAGUGGAGCUCGUUGACUAUAUUGGCUCCGCCAGUGGGAAAUUUUCUGAGGCAAGCAUGCAAGAGAUCACUAAGAUGGUUUCUGCAAACCUGUUCAGGACACUGAGUACCCCUCCCAGAGAGAACAAAGUGGAUGGCUUUGAUCUGGAUGAGGAGGAGCCUGUCAUGGAUCCUGCAUGGUCGCACUUACAGAUUGUUUAUGAGUUGUUCUUGAGGUUCAUUCAGUCUCCAGAGACUGAUGCCAAGUUGGCUAAAAGAUACAUCGAUCAUUCGUUUGUUCUGAGGCUACUUGACCUCUUUGAUUCUGAAGACCCUAGGGAGAGAGAGUACCUCAAGAUGAUACUCCACCGUGUCUAUGGAAAGUUCAUGGUUCAUCGACCAUACAUUAGGAAAGCCAUCAACAACAUCUUCUAUCAGUUUAUCUAUGAAACUGAAAAGCACAAUGGAAUUGCAGAGCUACUGGAGAUUUUGGGAAGUAUCAUCAAUGGGUUUGCAUUGCCACUUAAGGAAGAGCACAAAUUGUUCCUUGUUCGAGCUUUAAUUCCACUUCACAAGCCAAAGGGCAUUUCAAUGUAUCAUCAGCAGUUGUCUUACUGCAUCACCCAGUUUGUCGAAAAGGAUUGCAAACUUGCAGAUACAGUUAUCAGAGGCCUAUUGAAAUAUUGGCCCAUCACAAACAGCUCCAAGGAGGUGAUGUUUCUGGGAGAGUUGGAGGAGAUAUUGGAAGCUACACAACCUGCAGAGUUCCAGAAAUGCAUGGUCCCUCUUUUCCGCCAGAUUGCACGGUGCCUGAAUAGCUCACACUUUCAGGUUGCUGAGCGAGCGUUAUUUUUGUGGAACAAUGACCAUAUCGAGAGUUUGAUCAAACAAAAUAGUAGGGUCAUAUUACCUAUCAUCUUUCCUGCACUGGAGAGGAAUACCAACGGGCACUGGAACCAAGCUGUUCAAAGCCUCACUCUAAAUGUUCGAAAACUGUUCUCUGACCAUGAUGCUGGACUAUUCACUGAGUGUCUGCGGAAAUAUGAGGAGGAGAAAGCCAAGGAGAAGGAGGUUAAGUUGAAGCAAGAAGCCACAUGGAAACGCCUUGAAGAGAUUGCAUCAGCGAAAGCAACAAGUGGAACUGCAGUGCUCGUCUCUCGACCCUUGCCCCGUCAAUCGUCAGCCGUGUAGCGAGUCAAAUCAUUCAUGUGGUAAACAGAUGAGCUUCUCUUUGUUAGUUUCUAAGUUUGGGCAAGUGUUUCCUGACGUAUGAAUUUCUCGGAUUGUUAGGUGUUCAUGAAACGUUGUACAGGAUUGAGUUGUAUAUACGAGGUAUAUUAAGGUGGGCAAAUUGACAAAAGAUCUGAGAAGCCAGAUGGGUUUAGGCACAGUAGCAUCAUUUUCUUGGUCCUGAGUCCUGGUUUCUUUUGGCAUGCUGAGAUCUGCAGUUGAUUGCUGUAUCAUUUAUUUGCCUUGUCUGAAGUUGGUUACGAUUUGUAUCA